AGUUUGAAGGUCGUGACCGGAAAUGCUUACUAUUAGUUAGCUGGAGAGUGUUUUUUAUGAAUUGAAGUGAGGCACAAAUCAAACAAAUUCAACAAUAUAGACUGAUUGAAAAUGGCCGGAACGGCUUCGGUAGCUGGUGAAGUGUUCGUCGAUGCUCUGCCGUACUUUGACCAAGGUUACGAUGCAGCAGGUGUCCGGGAAGCGGCUGCAGCGUUGGUGGAGGAGGAGACCAGAAGAUACCGACCUACCAAGAACUACCUGAGCUACUUGCCUACACCGGACUUCUCUGCUUUUGAGACGGAAAUUAUGAGGAAUGAAUUUGAGCGGCUGGCGGCUCGGCAGCCUAUGGAUCUCCUGAGCAUGAAGAGAUAUGAGCUGCCAGCACCCUCAUCAGGACAGAAGAAUGACAUCACAGCAUGGCAGGAGUGUGUGAACAACUCGAUGGCUCAGCUAGAGCACCAGGCGGUCCGAAUUGAGAACCUGGAGCUCAUGUCGCAGUAUGGAACCAACGCAUGGAAAGUCUACAACGAUAACCUCGCCUUCAUGAUUGAGAUGGCUCAGAAGGAACUUCAGAAAUUCAGGAAGCAAAUUCAAGAUUUAAACUGGCAGCGUAAGAAUGAUCAGUUAGCAGGAGGAGGCAAACUGCGAGAGCUGGAGUCAAACUGGGUGUCUCUGGUCAGUAAGAACUACGAGAUCGAGCGAGCCAUCGUCCAGCUGGAGAACGAAAUAACUCAGCUCAGACAACAGCAGGGGGACGAGAAUAAGGAGAACAUCCGACAGGACUUCUAAAGCAGCAGCAGCGUACACCUUUGUAGCACUGAUGUUCACCUAAUGGUCCCUCAUUUGGAAUGAUGUCAUCUUGUCUUCGUAGUUGACUGCACUGUGAAGCAACCUGAGGGGGGACAGUUACCCGUAUGGAGGAGAUUUGAAACCGCCGUGUUCAGCUGUAUCAUUAAAUCACUUUGGCAUUCAGGAGUGGUCCAGAAACCUCAAUGACAACACACAUUUUUGUCUCUUCUUCUACAGUAAAAACAGUAGUAGAAUGUGGUAUGAUGCAGCUUUUUGACUCUACCUUUUUUUCCCCCAAGGGUCACAUGUUUAAACAACACUGCACCCCCCAGAUGACAUUUGUUUAUCAGUAACUCACCCUGUGUUACCUUGAAUUUGUGAACUUUGCUUUUUCUCACAUACCUCCACAGUGAACAAAGAAUCAAAAAUUCUUGAUAAAUUGAAGUGAUAGGGGUCCGCAUUUUAACAAUAACCAAACUAUAUCAAAACACCUGUUUUCAAACUUUGACACAACUCCUGCAGUGUAAUACAUGUCUUGUUUACCCAGUCAUAUGAUCAGCACUUCCCAAACGAUGGGCGACUGAACUGAAAGGGAAACUUUGAUGCUCUCUUCAAAGCAAGACUUUGUUGACAAAAACAGUACCUUGCUGAGCACGGGAGCCUCUGGUCUACCACUGCCUCUAUCAGUUUGUUGGUUAGUUUGGUGUUUUAAAGGGUUAGUUGAGAUUCACUUAAGGAUAAAUGAGACUUGGAUUAUUCUGCAAAGGUUGUGCCAAAGUUAACAGAUGUUUUGAUAUAGUUCACUUUCGUUAAACACUGUCAGCUAUGACUUUAAUUCACCAGGAAUACUCUGUUUUUUAGAUUCUUUGUACACUAGAGACAUGCAAGAAACUAGGGAUGCACAAUAUUGGAUUCUUUGCUGAUAUCCCAUAUGCUAAUAUAUAUAUAUAUAAAUUUUAGUGAUCAUCAAGUCUCUUCUGUAGUGGAAUUAACAUCAUAUUAUGCAUGCAUACUGUUAUCAUGAUGGCCCACCAGCAGAUGGAGACAUGGAGCACAAUGUUUUUCAAUGUAUGUAAUAUUCAUUCAUUCAUUGUGCAAAGAAAGCACAUUGGUCAAUUCUGAUAGUUCAUUGUAAAGUCGAUAUUGGCCGAUAACGAUGAUGUUGGCUGAUUCCGGUAGUUCAUUUUAGAUGAAUGUUGACAUAUACAGAUAAUGUGCCGAUAUUAUUUUGCAUCCCCACAAGAAAGUUUCAAAGUCAACACAGGGCAAGAAACUGUUAUGCUGUGUUAUUUGCUAGACGACAUAUGGUUUGCACCACAUAGAAGACAUUCAUCUUCUUACAAACUUAAAGUUGAAUACACAAGGAGUAAAUCAUAUCUUUGCUUGACUAGUAGCAAACUUUUGAUAUUGUUCCUGUACCUGACAUUACGAAGUCUACUCUCUUUGUGGUAUUGUCAAAGUGUUGUUUAACAUCAUUCCAGAAAUGCCACAAGUGACAUUAUUCAGCAAGUGUUAUCUGAUCUCGCUACAAAGAGUAUUUUAUACCAGCAUUGUAGGUUUCAGUCCUCAAGACUAUCUACCUACACAGGUGUGUUUAGAAUUAAGUGUACAUAGUUUUUCAAGUCUGUCAGUUCUCUCUGUGAGCCCCGCCUUGGCUUCCAUUCAUGUCAUUUUUAUGCUGUUUUAAUAAAAUAAACAUUUCUUAUAUUUCCUA
Molecule: messenger RNA, 2503 nt
Organism: Epinephelus moara (kelp grouper)
Lineage: Eukaryota; Metazoa; Chordata; Actinopteri; Perciformes; Serranidae
Gene: bcas2
Product: BCAS2 pre-mRNA processing factor
Exons: 7
Coding region: 112-789 (225 amino acids)
Biological process (GO): mRNA processing
Cellular component (GO): Prp19 complex; precatalytic spliceosome; catalytic step 2 spliceosome
Source: RefSeq, a predicted model, not a curated record